Messenger RNA from Molossus molossus (Pallas's mastiff bat), 1689 nucleotides. RefSeq names its product ankyrin repeat and SOCS box containing 7 (gene ASB7). NCBI's taxonomy places the organism in Eukaryota, Metazoa, Chordata, Mammalia, Chiroptera, Molossidae. Gene Ontology annotation, biological process: intracellular signal transduction. Gene Ontology annotation, molecular function: protein binding. The record is from RefSeq and is a predicted model, not a curated record. The coding region runs from base 621 to 1577 and encodes 318 amino acids. The transcript has 7 exons.
CCCCCCGCCCCCAGUCGGGACUUCCUCCCUGCACCCCUGCCCCGAGGCUGCCCCGCGGCCAGGACCGCCGCCCAGCGUCUGCUCGGCUGUGUGGAUGCUCCCGGGCUGGGGCCGUGCGGCACCGAGCAGGCUCCGGAACACCCGUGCCGGGCCCUGCCCGGGGUAUUUCUUCAAUGGAGAAGUUGGUGAGUGUGGACGAGGCUGAAAGGACGCCGAGAAGCAGCAGCUGAGGAGACAGGUCGGAGUUGGCCAGGGGAGUCCAGAGAGCACCAGGAGGCCUGCCCACCCACCCGAGAAGCAGCAGCGAGCCCCUGACCAGCAUCCUCCGUGAAGGUUAAGAAAGCUGAUCGGUGCUGUGAUCGGAACACACUCCGAGCCCCUCCCACGAUGCUGCGCGCACACGAUGGUUGUUAGGCAAGUCACCUGUCAGGACAAAGGACAUUCUUCCGGAAGUGAAAGGUCUUCAGUCUUUGUGGUCUGUGAAUCAUCUGUUUGAGAUGUUGUGUUUACUCACUGAUUUGUGAUCGAAUCCUCGAAUGGACCCUAAGUCAGAUCUCCUCCUAAGACAGGCUGACCCCUGCGACCUAAUGAAUCCUUGGUGAAAGGGGGACUCAGCUAGGAUGUUACACCACCACUGUCGAAGGAACCCUGAGCUCCAGGAGGAAUUGCAGAUUCAGGCCGCGGUGGCUGCCGGGGAUGUCCACACAGUACGGAAGAUGCUGGAACAGGGCUAUUCUCCGAAUGGCCGGGACGCCAACGGCUGGACCCUGCUCCAUUUCUCGGCAGCGAGAGGGAAGGAGAGAUGCGUCCGAGUGUUUCUGGAACACGGAGCCGACCCGACGGUUAAGGACUUGAUCGGAGGCUUCACGGCCCUUCACUACGCAGCCAUGCACGGCCGGGCCCGCAUCGCCCGCCUGAUGCUGGAGUCCGAGUACCGGAGCGACAUCAUCAACGCCAAGAGCAACGACGGCUGGACCCCGCUCCACGUGGCCGCGCACUACGGCAGGGACUCCUUCGUGCGGCUGCUGCUGGAGUUCAAGGCCGAGGUGGACCCGCUCAGCGACAAGGGCACGACGCCGCUGCAGCUCGCCAUCAUCCGGGAGCGCUCCAGCUGCGUGAAGAUCCUCCUGGACCACAGCGCCAACAUCGACAUCCAGAACGGCUUCCUGCUGCGCUACGCCGUCAUCAAGAGCAACCACUCCUACUGCCGCAUGUUCCUCCAGCGCGGCGCGGACACAAACCUGGGGCGCUUGGAAGACGGGCAGACGCCCUUGCACCUGUCCGCCCUCAGGGACGACGUGCUCUGCGCACGGAUGCUGUACAGCUACGGCGCGGACACGAACACGCGGAACUAUGAAGGGCAGACCCCGCUGGCGGUCUCGCUGAGCAUCUCCGGCAGCAGCCGCCCGUGCUUGGAUUUCUUGCAGGAAGUCACAAGGCAGCCCAGAAACUUGCAGGACCUGUGCCGAGUUAAAAUCCGACAGUGUAUAGGCCUUCAAAACCUGAGACUACUUGAUGAACUCCCAAUCGCCAAGGUCAUAAAAGACUACUUAAAACACAAAUUCGAUGAUAUCUGAUAUCCACAGAACUGUGAGCAAGAUUAGAAGUAAUAUUCCAGAUACUUAAAAAGGCUUUUUUUGCCUUGCACAAAGUAUAUCCUAUGCAAUUUCUGAUUUGCUGUGAAGUCAG